AUGGGCAACUGCUGUGAGACCCCCGCCGCCGUUCCCCCCGUCCGCCCCACCGCCCAACCGCCACCCCAACUGCCCGUGGCCCAACAGCCCGCGGCCCAACAGCCCGCGACCCAACAGCCCCCAUUGCGUGAGCCCCAUUGCGUGAGCCCCAUUCCUUCUCCCUCUGCCUGCCUUCGUUUUCCUGGGAACUCCUCAUCGCGGGGGGCUCGUCACUGCGGGGGGCUCGUCACUGCGGGGGGCUCUUCACUGCGGGGGGCUCUUCACUGCGGGGGGCUCUUCACUGCGGGGGGCUCUUCACUGCGGGGGGCUCUUCACUGCGGGGGGCUCUUCACUGCGGGGGGCUCUUCCCCGCCUCCCACGGCCAGCCACCAAGCCCACCCCCCUCUCUCCCCGAGUACAGCACAGCGGUACCUCAGGCCGCCUGCUGACGCGCCCGCGUCCCUGCGCGAGUUCACGACGGCGGAGAUGGUGGCGGCGACGAGCAACUUCGCGCGCGUGCUGGGGGAGGGCGGUUUCGGGCGCGUGUACCACGGCCACCUCUCGCACCCCGCAGGGCCGGGCGGGUGCGACGUGGAGGUGGCGGUGAAGGUGAUGGCGGCGGAGCACAUCACUGGCGGCAUGUCCAGCUUCCAGGUGGAGGUGGCGGCCAUGACGGCCAUGCAGCACCCCAAGAUCCUGCAGCUGCUGGGCUACGUGGGGGACUCGCCCUCGCCCGUGCUCGUCUACGAGUUCAUCCCCCGCGGCGACUGCACCGACAUGCUCAAACUCUCGGCGAAGGGAGAGGUGGCGUUUCCAUGGAGGGCGCGGCUGGUGGUGGCGCUGGGGUGUGCGGAGGCGCUGGCCGCCAUCCAUGACGCCAACUUCGUGCACCGCGACUUCAAGGCCUCCAACGUGCUGCUCCGCGAGGACCUGACUCCAGUGCUGGCAGACUUUGGGCUGGCAAAGUCGGUGACGGACUGGGCGACGCACGUGAGCACACGGGUGAUGGGCAGCAUGGGGUACAUGGACCCCAUCUACUUCCAGACAGGUCAACUGAGCCGCAAGUCCGACACGUAUGCCUUUGGGGUCUUCCUCCUGGAGCUCGUGUCCGGCUGCCUCGCCCUCGACGAUCGCUUCCAGGAGCUGCGAAAGCUGGUGGUGGCCAAGACCUUCCCGGACCCCGAGCUGGUGGUGGACCCGCGGAUAAAGGGCGAGUGGACCAAGAAGCAGGUCUACAUUGUCUUCACGCUCAUUCGCUUCGCCAUCUUCUUCGAUUGGGAUAACCGGCCGAGCAUGUCCGUGAUGCGGGAUAAGCUGAGGACCGUUGUUGAAUAG
Molecule: messenger RNA, 1314 nt
Organism: Closterium sp. Naga37s-1
Lineage: Eukaryota; Viridiplantae; Streptophyta; Zygnematophyceae; Desmidiales; Closteriaceae
Source: the annotation of a GenBank genome assembly